This is a messenger RNA of Mercurialis annua (annual mercury), 519 nucleotides long. RefSeq lists its product as uncharacterized. Lineage: Eukaryota; Viridiplantae; Streptophyta; Magnoliopsida; Malpighiales; Euphorbiaceae. The record is from RefSeq and is a predicted model, not a curated record. Bases 95 to 376 code for a protein of 93 amino acids. The transcript is spliced from 2 exons.
UAUAUAGAGAAAGCGUAAGCUUUUCUUGUUCCUCACCACUACUCAACCAAAUUAAUAUACAUUUGUGUCUGUAUAUUUCUGCUUUUAAGUUAAAAUGGUCUCAAAGACUCUUCUUCUCCUCGUUCUUACCUUUGCUAUUGUUCUUCUCAUUUCCGCCUCUGAGGUCGCGGCCGAAACUGUUCAAGCUUUGAGAGGAGGUGGAUAUGGUAGAGGCGGAUAUGGCAAAGAUGGCAAAGGCGACAAUGGCAACAAUGAUGAUAUUGGUGAAAAAGGCGGCAAAGCUGGAUAUGGUAGGGGCGGCAAAGGAAAGGGAAAAGGAAAGGGAAAAGGAAAGCCCGGUCACGGUGGUCACCCAGAUAUUGAAAAUGAAAACUAGAUGCAAUUAAAGCUAUGUAUUAAUGUACCAUUAAAUUUUUAUUUAGGGGUACUACAUCUAGCUAUGUUGUAGUUUGCAUGUAUUACGUUGAUAUAAAAAGUUCUUAAAACAUGUAAAUUGUUAUCUUACUCUACUAUAGUUAA